Molecule: messenger RNA, 3123 nt
Organism: Lolium perenne
Lineage: Eukaryota; Viridiplantae; Streptophyta; Magnoliopsida; Poales; Poaceae
Product: protein FAR1-RELATED SEQUENCE 5
Molecular function (GO): zinc ion binding
Source: RefSeq, a predicted model, not a curated record
UUCUGUUCCUCUCCCGUCCCUAUUCCAUAGGACAUCAGUACAGAACAUCGAGAUCCCCUUCUUCUCCACCUCUCAGCUCCCCAUUCCCCAACUCAGAUCGAGCAGGCGAGCACCAUGGCUAUGGUGCCCCACCCAGCUUAGUCCAGCAUGCCAGAUCUCGUGCCAGAUAGAUCUUCGCUUGGUCGCACCUCGUAGCCUCGUCCCCUCGCCUCCAUGUGCGUUAGGCUGUCGAUCAUGGGACGAGGGCGAGCGCCGCCUUGACAAUUAGGAGGUCUGCCGCAUUGCCAAGGAGAUCUGCAAGUUCUCCGCCUGUUCGACCUUGCUCUCCAGGCAAUCAGAUAUUCAGAAUCUGGCUGUAAAAGAAGUGCUCUCGUUUAAUUGGAAAAAAACUGAAGCUACGUAGUGUUCAGCUCUUCCAAGAGAACGAAAUCUGUUGUUUUCUCUGGUAAUACAUUCUGAAGUUGUCUUCUGUAUGCAAGAAUAGCAGCUUGUAUGGAUCACGUGGAGAGUGAGAUGUCAUCGUGUCCUAUGGAAACAAAAGAUUGUGCUGAUGCUGAAUCCAUUGUUGUCACGAGCUCUACCAUAUCAGAUUGCUUUAGUACGCCAACGAGCAGCAGGAGCAUUCCAUUUUGUAUUACCUCCUGGACCCCUGAAUGUGACGAGGCAAAAAAACCAGCCAUAGGCAUGGAGUUCAAAGAUUUGGGUGAGGCUGAGCACUUCUACAAGUCGUAUGCCCAUAGUGUUGGUUUUUCUGUACGGAAAGGGCAGAGUAGAACCGUUGGAAAUGAACAAGUGUGGAAGAGAUUCUAUUGCAAUGGACGUGGCUGGCGAUCAGAGAAAGAGCAAACCAAGAUUAAGCGCAAGACAAAAGUUACUAGGUGUGACUGCCAGGCAAUGAUAACUCUAAAAUGGAAAGGCAAUAAAUACAUUGUGACAGCAUUUUUUGAGGACCAUACACAUGAGUUAGCCUCGCCUAGCAAGCAACAAUUCCUGAGAUCGAAUAGAGAAGUUAGUGACAGUGCAAAGAGUUCACUGUUCACAUGCCACACAGCAAGCAUUGGCACCUCUGCGGCCUACCGCUUACUUCGUGUCGGAGAUGGUGGGUUUGCCAAAGUAGGUUGCACAAAGAGAGAUUUUCAAAAUUAUCAUCGCUACUUGAAAUGCGCUAUAAAUACCUCAGAUGCACAGAUGUUCAUUGACAAUCUAGCUAGGAGGAAGGAAGCCAACCCAGCAUUCUUCUUUGAUUACAUGCUGGAUGAGAAGGGGCGAUUGGUGCACAUAUUUUGGGCUGAUACAACUUCUAGGAAGAACUACUCACAUUUUGGAGACGUUAUCUCUUUUGAUUCAACAUAUACAACCAAUCAGUAUAAUAUGAUAUUUGCACCUUUCACAGGAGUGAACCACCAUAAGCAAUCAAUAUUCCUUGGUGCGGCACUUAUCUCCAAUGAAAAGGCAGAGUCGUAUAUCUGGGUGUUUGAGACCUUUUUGAAGGCAAUGGGAGGAAAGAAGCCUAGCCUCAUAAUAACAGAUGAAGCUGCUAGUAUUAAGAUGGCUAUUGACAAAGUUCUUCCAUCAACUAUGCAUCGCCUAUGCAUGUGGCACAUUAUGCGAAAGGUCCCUGAGAAGGUGGAACCUUCUUUGAGGAACAAUGACGAUUUCUAUGCCCGCCUCAAUUCAUGUGUUUGGGGUUCUGAAACUGCAAUAGAAUUUGAGGAGGCCUGGUCUGCCCUCAUCAAUGAUUUUUCUUUGCAAGAUAACACCUGGUUUGCUGAUAGGUAUUCAAUUCGUGAGUCAUGGGUGCCUGCGUACUAUAAGGACAUAUAUCUGGCUGGAAUUCUGAGGACCACCUCUAGGUCAGAGAGUGCGAACAGUUUUUUUAGCCAUUUCAUUGGUUACAAGUAUGCAUUAGUCGAGUUCUGGCUCAGGUUUGUAACUGCCUUAGAGGAGCAACGCCACAAUGAGUUGAUUGAAGAGAAUGCCAAUUUGCAAUCAAUGCCUGAGCUGCGAACAUCAUGGAAAAUAGAGAAGCAUGCUAGUAGUGUCUUCACGCACAAGGUGUUUGAUGCAUUACAGAAAGAGAUCCUCGCAGCUCGUGAAUACUGUGUUGUUGAGAGUAUGAGACAUGAGGGGGAGGAGAAAACCACAUUAAUUAGUGAUGGCCGAUCUUCCAAGGUUCGAGAGGUAGUACUUAACACAGCAACAAUGGAUGCUCAUUGCACCUGCAAGCUAUUUAAGUCUCAUGGUAUUCCAUGUCGUCAUGUUAUUCUUGUUUUGAGAGGUGCAAGGAUUGACCAACUUCCAAGCCAGUUCAUUCUGAAAAGAUGGACAAAACUGUGCAAAAAAAAAGCCAUGUUUGAUGAAGAUGGCAACCUCUUGGAAGAGAAGGCAAAGAGCCCCCUGGAUUUAGCAAUGGAAAACAAAACUUCUAGUGCACGUAAGGACUUCGAGGAAUCCAUUCGCUUGGCUGCACACUCAGUUGAAACCAUGGACAUAGUUACAACAUGUCUCGCCAAUCUUGUGGAUACUAUUAGAAAAAUGGUUCCAGCGGACAAACAAACAAGGAAGGAUGAAUUUGAGUCUUUCCUCGGCUGUAGCAUUCCUUCCCAAAUUGAAAUACAUCCACCAUCUGAUGUUCGCUCUCCUGGGAAAUGCAAGAGAAUUAAAGGACACUUGGACAAGGGAGUGAAAAAAAGCAAGGUCGCUGGGGACAAGGAGAAGGGAAAGACAAUACGGAUGUGUUCUUUAUGUCACCAGCUGGGUACACAUGAUAAGCGCACUUGUCAUACAAAAUCCACACAGUAGCAUGCAGAUACUUGGAGCACAACUAUGCAUUUCCGCGGGUGCAUUCAGAAGUUUGCCGCAAGAUAGCAGUUGACCAGUUCUCUAGUAGUAUUAGAAAUAUGUAUAUUAUCUGGAAGUUAUGUACUAAUUGUCCCUUCCUAGAACUAAUAUGAAUGCAAUCUUUACACUGGCCACCUGAUGGCUGAUGCCAUGUUUCAUGUUUCCAGACGGUGGUUUCAGUCUUUCGGAAGGCAUAGAGAUGCUUAAUUGAUAUCUUUUAACUUAAUUGGUUUGAAGAUUUAUGCUGUUUGUGAAAUAGAGAAAACCUGAUGGCUGAUGACA